UCAGUUGAACGAGAACCUUCAAUGUGAACAGUUUGAAGUCCGUUGUUGCAUCGUGCAACUAACAAAUUCCGAAUAAAGCAACCGAAGAAAAAAGGCGAUUUUUUCCAUCGCAUUGCUUUCGAUCACCGAGUGAUCAACAAAAAAUCGUUAAGUGUCUUUCGUAUACAUUUAUUGGAGUUCUUCUUAUUCUUUUUUAUUAGAAUUACAAUACAUAUGAGCACAUGCUAAAAUUCCGGUAUAAAAGAAAACAAAAACUGUUUUUUUUUCGACUAAGUGAUUGAAAGUGAAGAAGAAUAAAAAAAUUUCGAGCUAAAAUAAUCAUCAUCAUCAUCAUCGAGAGUUGUUUAUUAAGCAAAAAGAGUCACACCGCCACAACAUAGCAACAGCAGCAAAGUUAAGACCAUUAAACAGCAAAAAAAAAAUUUGUUGGUUUCAUCUUUCUUCGAAUUCAUUUCUCUUGGUGUUUUUUUUUUCGGUGAAUUCAAGGGGAAAAAAGAAAAGAAUGCAUCAAGAGAAAGAGAGAAAAAUAGACAGAGAAUGAAAAGUGAAUCAGAAUUGUGUUCUACUCGGUGCAUUUUCCCAGGCGUAUGAAUUGUUCGUCCAAAUAUACGCACGUACGUACGCAAUAACCGUGUUGAAUUAAUAGAAACGGAAAAAAGAGCCAGCCCAUUCAAUUUGUGAGUGAGUGCCGAAGUAAAUUAAGAAACAAAAAAAAACUUAUUACACAAACUUCGGAUGGAGGAAUGAAAAAAAAACACACAAUGAAACGAAGCAUCAUCUGUAGAAGAUAGAAGACGAAACAAGGAAAAAAGAACAAAAAAAAAUCACAUCAUACAAGAAAACACAUCUCUCAGUGCAUUUGAGAACGACCGGAGACUGUGAGUAACAACAAUAAAAAAAAUCAACCGACCAAACCAGAGUGAAGUCAUUUUUGUACAAGUACAUUGAUUCGGUGCAAGUGAGGUGAAUGAAGAAUAAAAACAAUAACACAAACACGAAACGAAUGCUUUAUUCAGUGAAAUAACAACAACGAAUUUGUAAAAGUUGUUGUUGCCGUUUGCCUCUUGCGUUUUAAUUGUGUGCAUUCAUAUUUUUUUGUGUUAUUCAUUUUUUCAACUGUUUCUGUUCGCUGUACCGCUUAUUCGAGUGUGGCCGAGCAAAAACAAAAUCGUGUCUGACUUUAUUGUUGUGGAUUUUUGCACCAAUACAAUUGCAAUCGUUGUUUAACCACCAUCAGCAACUUCAUCCAAUUUUAAGUGCAUGCAUUACAUUAGAACCAUUGUCGACGCACAAAAUCCAAUAUUAUAAAUUCGAACAUAGCACGGCAUUUGCAUUUUAAUUAGUUAAGUGUUGAAGCUAAAUGAAACCAAAUAAAAACUGAUUCAGGUGCUUCUUGAGUGCGCCGUCGCCGUAACUGUCAUUGAUUGUCAGUUUUGCUCUCUGAUGCAAACACAUAACAUUCGCAAUUGCACUUGCACACAUAUUAUUCUCGUAUCAACAUCAAGCUGUAGCCAGCACCAACGAGCUCUUUAAAACACAAUUUGUUUAAAUAAACCAGUGCUACAGUAAUUUGGAUUUUAACACAGUGCAUUUCGUGUCGACUUCAAUUAAAACCCUGAACAUAUAAAACCAUACACGAAAUAAUAACGAGCGAAUAAUAACGUUAAAUGGCAGUUUCGUAAAUUACAUAUUUUACAUACAAAUUGUACGGCUUUUUGGAGAACGGGCAAAACAAAGCGAAAACUAAUUUAGUGGCAUUUUCUGUGAAUACGCCACAAGAAUAAUAACGCGAACUAGAGGGAGAGAAUAGAAAAAAAAACAACCAACCCAAGAACUAUUGAACAUUUCAACGGAAUGUGUUAAUUGAAAAUCUUUACACUCUCAGUUGAAAGACGAAUGAAAAAAAAACCAAAACAGAAAACGAUUUAUUUAACAAAUUUAUUAAUAUUUUUUUAUAAAAUAGCACUGUGUGUAUGACAAUUUAGCUGUGCAAAACGUUCCAAAUGCUGAUUACUUUUUCAAUCUAGUGUUAGACCGUAUCCAACUCGAAUGUUUGUAUCGGUGUAAGUGUGUGUAUACUAUCUGGAGCUCUAUAACUUGUGCAACCAAACACUUGCUAUCGAGCACAUCGAUAUAAAUUCUAUACGUGCAUUUGACCCCUUUUUGGAUAUAAGCCUUGCUUGUUCACGUCAUCGUCGUCGCCUUCUCCGGCUGUCGCUUCUUUCCAAUUAGAAGUUGAGAAAAAAAAGAAAAUCGCCUGAAGGAUCCGACGUCGCACAAACCGUGUUCAAAUAUUUGAUUCAUAUGCAACACAGCCAUUGUUACAGCAAUCAAAAGGGAACGAGUUAUGCAAAGUAUUGAAUCGCCCAUUCAGUCCAAAGACAUAAGGCAUUCACUAGAGAAUAUACACUUCUUUUUUUUGUGUCAUAAAACAAUGAAUCGCACGCAAAAAAUAUUUUGCUAAUUCAUUUUGCGUGCCGUUAUUUCCCGUAAGACGAAAAGAAAUAUAACGGAACGUCCACAAUCGACGACGUACAGAACAUUUGCUCGAAAGAAAAAAAAACAAAGAAAAACACGAUCCAAUUAAAUCAAUUUCGACCAAAGGCCGAAUUAAAUUACGAGAGACACCGAAAGAGUGCUUCGGCACGUAACAAUUUAGUUUACAUGUAAAUGCAAAAAACCGCCCGUAUCAAAGGCGAUUUGUAACGAGAACAACGAAUAAACUCAACUGUUAACUAACUCAUAAAAGGUGAGUGAGAAAUAGAAAGAUGCCAUCGGGUAACGUGCCAACAACACCAACAUCGCCCAGUGCAGAUACGCCAGAGAAAGAGCAUUGCACCGGUAAAAUGCAGCGACAAAUGUCCUAUGAUCCAACCGAGUAUGUGCAACGGGCUCGUGUAACAAAAGCGGCACCACCGAAACCAGCCGCCAAUCCAUUGCAAUUCGUUGCAAUCAAACCGUGUAAUUUGUAUCAAAGUGCACAGGAUCAACUUAAACGUGCCGAAGAAGUAAAAAAGGUCAAAGAGAUCGUUAAAGAAGAACCGGAAGAUUGGCAAAGCAAUUUGGACAAUUGGAAAAGCGGACGCCGAAAACGUGUUGAACACAUUAUCGAUCGCGUUGUCGAAGCGAAAAAACUCGAAAUGGAAGAGAUUGAUCGAAAUCGAAAGAAAUCGAAAACAUUUUCGGAGAUGAUGGAAGAAAGAGAGUCAAAAGGCAGAAAAUGUUCGUUGCCGGUGUACAACGAUGACGAGGAUGCAAGCGAUUUUAAUGGCUUUGGAUAUCGAGCAAGCGAUACGAUCAACGGUAUAGGUAGCGUGUCCGAGGAUUAUGAGAAUCAGAGUGUUAACAGCGAUAAUACGUUGGACAGCGAUAAAAAUCGUUUCAUCGAUGGAAACAGCAAUCACCGUGAGAGCUAUCGUCGUGAUUCUGAAUCAAGUCCUGGAUUUGAUGAUAACACAUCGAAUAGUACAUUAUCGGCAGCAUCGCCUGAUCCCGUCUACAGUUCAUCAUAUAAUUCAAAUGGUUCACGCACACAGAUCACAACACUUACAAGUAAUUUUAGUCGUGUAUCGGUUGAAUCAUGGGCCGAAAAGCAUCAUGCUCCACCAUCGUCGAAUCAUUUAAAACCAAAACCUCGAUUAACGCCAAAAAUCGAAGGCCAUUUGGCAAGCUACGAAACGAAAUUUAAUGAUUCAAAUGCCGAUCAAGACGAACGCAACGCAAAUGUAAAUGCUGAUAAAAUCGAUUUGCCAAAAAUUGAUAUUUCAUCGCGACGUGAACUAUUCGAAAAGGAGCAAAAAGCCCAAUUCAAUCGAUCGAACGACACAAAAAAAUCACCGAUUCUAUUAACGGAAAAUGCUGAGGCGCCAGCAAGUAUCAAAGAACGUUUAUCACAUUUAGAAAAACGAAAUGAUGAGCCAAAAGAAAUGACGCCAACCAAGCCAAAUCGUUAUUCGGGAGAUUUUAGUGGUGUGCGUGAACGUUUUUUGCAUACGGAAAAUGGACAAUUCGUGACGAUUGAACCAAAAGCACCGAAAAUCGAUGUACCAGUGGUUCCGUUAAAAGAGCGUCUCAUGAGCCUUGAAUCGUCAAUGGUCAAUGAGACACCAACAUCAAACGGAAAACUUGAGCAUCGAACAAAGAAAAUGGCCGAACCAAAGUCAAUCACACUCAAUAAAGUGGCCGAUGAAAGUAAUUUGAAAGUGAUUGAUAACAACAAUGAAAGCACAACAUCAUCACCAAUUCACGUCGAUGAAUCACAUCAUAUGAAAGAUGACGAAGACAGUGGUAUUAACUCGGAUGAUUUACAAUCAAGUCUUGCAUCGCAACAAAGUCAACCCCAGCAAAUGGCCGAUGAAUGUGUUGUUAUCAAUCGAAAUGUUGCAAUGGCUGUGCCGCGCAAUGAAAAACCAAAUGAACCGGUACCAGCUGCACGUAAACCAGAGGUUAUGCCACGUCGUCAAAUAACACCCGAUCUCGUUAAAAUUACAACCAAUUCGAAUAUCGAAGAUGAUUUAUUGCAGUCACAAGAUGAGAUCGAUGAUGAAGCGGACAAUAGUGUGAUUGAUGCAUUGGAUAUUGCAUUGAAUGCAAUCGAUACGGAGAAACCGAACGAACUGAUCAACAUAGCGACGUCAUUUGAUGAAAUUUAUGAGGAAAUAAAUGAAUUCAAACCAUUAAAGGCAACAAAAACAACAACGACAACCACAACAAUUGCCCGAAGUACAAUCGCCCAAACGAAUAAAGAGAAAGCAACCGCCGCAGCAGCUGUUGAAAGUGUAAAUGUGACGAAAACAAGUGAAUCGAACCCAUGUACAGAGUCCAAUGAAAAUGGAAAAACAAUUGACGAGCCAUAUUAUCAAGUGCCGAAAAAGCAAAACGAGUCAUAUUAUGAAGUACCAAAAUCGCGACCAAUUCCAGUCUACGAAAAUGUCGAUAUGUAUUACGAUAGUGCGGCUUCAUCGCAAAAGCUUGGCGUUAAUUCGGUGACAAAAUUGCCGGUCCCACUUGAAAUCGGGUCGAAAGCAUCGAUUAUGCAACCGCCAAAAGAGAAACCACCACCGCCACCAAUUGAAACAAACGACGAUGAAGAAGAAAGCGAAUGUGCCGAAGAAGAACCAUUGCCACAAGAUGCAAUGAAACGAAUUAAUUCAACGAAACGCAUAAAAAAGGAAAUUCGUAAUAAACGUUCGAGUUUUUUGGGCAUUGAAGGUAAUGAUGAUGAAAGUUUUCUUCAAUUAAGUGUGGCACCGCCACCAAAUAUGGCCGCAUUAUUGCAAGAAGAACGUCGCAUCGAUAAGCAAUUGUAUAUGAAAGCCGGUUUGUAUGAUAGUUCGGAUACGGCCGAAAGUCGUGAUUCGGGCGUUUCAGAAAAUCAUUCACGUCAAAGCAGUGAACCCGUUACAUCAUCGUCCGAAGAACAAGAACAAGAUUCCAAUCGCCCGGAAAUUAUUAGCGCACUUGAAAAAGAUAAAAAACUUAUUGAAGCUGGCAAAAAUGCAUUGGCCAUGGAAUGUCGGGCACUUGGCACACAGCAAUGGGUGUACAAUGAUGGUUUUGCACAAAACGAUGAUGAUAUCGAUCCAAUUUUAAAAGCGUUAGAUGAACGUGAACGAGCCAGAUGUAUUGAUGAACAAAAUUGUGAACAGGCCGAUAUAUUGCGUGUUGAACGUGAACUACUGCAAUUGGAGCAAGAAGAAAUGAAGCGAAAAAAUAUGAUGAAUCGUAAAUUGUACGAACAACAACAACGUUUGCAUGCACAACAACAACACGAAGCACAACAACAGCAACAACACCAGCAGCACCAGCAGCAGCAACUUCAACAAGAAGAAGAAGUUGAGCUUAGACGCUCAUUACAAGAUAUCAAUGGCAAUGUAAAUUUGUAUGCAAAUGUUUAUAAUACUGAUUAUCAUGUCCAAGCGAAUCAUCGAAAAUCGAUGCCAAAUCUACAGGAUAUGACAUUGCGUGAAGUGACAGAUAAAAUUAUUCCACCAAUACCGCCAGCCAAACCGUUGCGUGUCCAAGAGUAUUUAAAGUAUGGCAAACAGAUAUAUAGCAAUGGCGCUGUGAUUGAUCCAAGAACCAAUCAGUCGGUGCCAAUGCACUUGAAUACAAUACACUCGCAGUCAAAUGAAGAUUUCCGUCCAUAUGCUGGAAACAGUGGCAGCAGCAAUAAUUCAAUAAAUGGCUCUUACAGCAAUAUGACUCGUCACACGUUGCACGCACUGAGUGCCGCACCAAAACCAAAGUUUCAAGACACAUGGGCUCACAAUAAUAAUAAUAACAAUAACAACAAUAAUUAUGAAAAUACAAACGACAAUGGAUGGAAUUCAAAUCGCGAUUACAUUGAUCCAGCGGCCGAACCAUACAUUCGAUCACGCCAAAAUAAGGAGCCAAUCGGUGAUACUUGGCUUUCACUUCAAAAACGACGAUCAGAUCCACAGAAUUUCAACUAUAAUAAACAUUGGCUGAUUCAAGAGGCUGAACAACGACGAAUCGACCAAGCGCGCCGUGGUGAAUGGUCACAAUUGAAUAACAGCAGUAAAAUUAUCCCGCGAAAAGGAAGCAACGAUAAUAAACCGCUACCCGAUGCAGUCAUACAAACGAUCACACAACGCGUACAGAAUAAGCUUAGCGAUAAGAAACGGCUUGAGAUUCAACAAAAUCAUUAUCAUUAUCAUCAUCAUCCGCAUCAAACACUUGACAGUAGCAACGAACAACUUGUAUCGCCGCAACAUCUUCACAAUAGCUAUCAUCAAACGUCACAUCAAUUGAAUGGCUCAAGAUUGUCUGUGGACGAAUUGAAUAGCACACCAACCGCGCCACGUGAAAUUCUCAGUGUCAGCGGGAAGAAAAAGUGCUCAUAUUGUUGUGAGGAAUUGGGCCGUGGUGCAGCCAUGAUAAUUGAGAGUCUUCGGCUAUUCUAUCAUUUGGAUUGCUUUAAAUGCUGCGUAUGUCGUGUUCAAUUGGGUGACGGCGUGAGUGGGGCUGAUGUUCGAGUCCGAAAUCAAAAGCUACAUUGUAAUAAUUGCUUCUCAAGUGAUGACGGUGUCAAAUUCAGUUGCGUGUAAUUCAAUUCAAUUUCGAUCAAUUAUGUUAUUGCUGGAUGUAAAACAUAAACACAAGUGUAUAAUAUUGUUACAAAAAAAUGAAUAUAUAAUUAUUGAUUAGUUUGUAAGUGAAUAAUAAGUAAAUUUUGUUGAACGACAAGCGUUUUUUUUAAAUUCAACGUUAAUUUUGAUUAAGCACAACAACACUUGAUUAAUUUACUCUAAUUGCAUACAUUUUAAUUGA
Contarinia nasturtii (swede midge) is the source of this 7293-nucleotide messenger RNA. RefSeq names its product myb-like protein X (gene smash). Gene Ontology annotation, cellular component: stress fiber. Bases 2769 to 7070 code for a protein of 1433 amino acids. Gene Ontology annotation, biological process: positive regulation of stress fiber assembly; regulation of focal adhesion assembly. Gene Ontology annotation, molecular function: myosin II head/neck binding. The transcript has 10 exons. NCBI's taxonomy places the organism in Eukaryota, Metazoa, Arthropoda, Insecta, Diptera, Cecidomyiidae. The record is from RefSeq and is a predicted model, not a curated record.